Messenger RNA from Funneliformis mosseae, 309 nucleotides. NCBI's taxonomy places the organism in Eukaryota, Fungi, Glomeromycota, Glomeromycetes, Glomerales, Glomeraceae. The record is from the annotation of a GenBank genome assembly.
AUGUCGGGAUUUGUUUUAUUCUCUGUUUUAUGUGGUGCAGGGCAAAUAUGUUAUAGUUCCAUAUAUAAUUACAGACAACGAUUAAUCCUUAAAUCAUCAAAUCAAGAUCAAUUACAACCUUUCAACACAUCGUCCCAGGAUUCUAAUAUUCAGAAUGAAAAGAAAAAACUCGGUUUUUUAGAUCGGUUGGCCGCAAUAAAAUGGUCACCCAUUACAAAGCUAUCCGAAGAACAGUAUAAAGAGCAUAUGAAAGCCAAAGAAGAAAAACGAUUAGGGGAUUCUAAUAAAACUAAAAAUAAUGAUGAAUGA